This is a messenger RNA of Salvelinus fontinalis (brook trout), 712 nucleotides long. Its product is annotated as pejvakin-like. Gene Ontology annotation, cellular component: cytoplasm. The record is from RefSeq and is a predicted model, not a curated record. Gene Ontology annotation, biological process: programmed cell death. Lineage: Eukaryota; Metazoa; Chordata; Actinopteri; Salmoniformes; Salmonidae. The transcript is spliced from 4 exons. The annotation marks the transcript as partial.
CCAGCAGUGACUCCUGCACCCGUCUGCUGUUUCUUGGUCACCGCUAUGUUCGCUGCGGCGACCAAGAACUUUGUGAAGCAGGUGGGAGACACAGGUCGGUUGAUCCCCGUACCGAGUCUGAGUGAGGCUGACCGCUACCAACCGCUCAGCCUGGUCACCAGGAAGAGGAAGAGACACUUCUGGAAGAAAACCAAGUAUGCCUCAACCCCCUUCUCCCUGAAAGACAUCCUGGUGGGGGAGAAGGAGAUCACAGCAGGGGUGUCGUCGUACCAGCUCCUGAACUAUGAGGACAAAUCUGACGUGGCCCUGAACGGCAGAUUAGGGAACCACCUGAUGAACGACGUGGGGUUCAACAUCAGUGGUUCAGACUCUGUGGCCGUCAAAGCCUCCUUUGGGAUCGUCACCAAACACGAGGUGGAGGUCCCAACUCUACUCAGGGAACUCAACUCCAGGAAAGUGGAUCUUGAUCACUGUCUGAUUCGUCAGUCCAAAGAAAGUGGGCGGAGCGUUCUCUGCGUUGUCAUGGAGAGCAUCCGUACGACUCGUCAGUGUUCUCUCACUGUCCACGCUGGCAUGAGACGGACGACUAUGAGGUUUCAGAUUGAUGAUGGUCGAAACCCCAAAGGUCGAGACAAGGCCAUAGUGAUCCCAGCUCACACCACCAUCGCAUUCAGCAUCUUUGAACUGUUUGUUCGAUUGGAUGGACGACUUG